Molecule: messenger RNA, 258 nt
Organism: Penicillium daleae
Lineage: Eukaryota; Fungi; Ascomycota; Eurotiomycetes; Eurotiales; Aspergillaceae
Exons: 1
Coding region: 1-258 (85 amino acids)
Source: RefSeq, a predicted model, not a curated record
AUGUCUUUCUUCAGUACCGGGAGUACUUCCAUCCUCGUUCAGCCCGAAAAGCAGCUGGCACUCGAGGCGGCACGAUUCCAAAAGUCGCGCAAUCGCAUCGCGCAAAACUUGUCUCAAUACAAUACCGACAUCAAGUUGGUAUGGUCUCAGUUUGGGCCAGACCAGAACGAAUUCAACCAGAUGCAAAAAAGAACUGAGCGCACAAAUCCCCAAAGUGGAAAAUUUGCUUGGAGUCGCCGCCCUGGCCCCCUUGGGUGA